This is a messenger RNA of Colletotrichum higginsianum IMI 349063, 1110 nucleotides long. Its product is annotated as Alternative oxidase. Bases 1 to 1110 code for a protein of 369 amino acids. The record is from RefSeq and is a predicted model, not a curated record. The transcript has a single exon. Lineage: Eukaryota; Fungi; Ascomycota; Sordariomycetes; Glomerellales; Glomerellaceae.
AUGGUACGGAACCAGAUCCUCAAAUGCGUCCGAUACGCCAUCCACGGCGGAGGCGCCGUCGUCGUCCCUUCAAUGGCACUGCGGAACGCCAAAGACAUCACCGAUAUCGAGACAGCCACCGAGGUGCCGCUCGACUACCUUUUGGAUCGCGAGACCUUCAUUACGCACUUGACCGAAGGAUGUCCCGGCAUGCGCGUGUACGAACGCGCUGCGGAUUUUCCUUCUUACAACACGCGGAUAGGGGAGCCCUUGAGCCUGCUGGGAGACCAGUUCGAGCCGGACCACCCUCGCGAGGGAUUGAGACACCCCGAAAUGUGGCGGCAAUCCUUCGACAAGUGGCUGGACCAGAUGUCCGUCGGGGACCGCCUUCGACCCGAUGCCCCGGUACACGUCAAGCUCGAGCAGUCGUUCCUCGAGUAUCCCGUCCGUGACGACGGCGACGCCUUCGUGCAUGAGUUCGGCAAGAUCCUCUCGUUCCGGAACGACACGCGCGCCCUGGCAGCCAAAAUCCUGUUCGAACUCAAGGCCAGGUUUGGCCUGCCCAUCGAUCCGACGAAAGCCAUCAACCCCGGCGCCUUCUACGGCGCCCACCUACGACUCGAGGAGGACGCGACGUCCGCGUGGUCGCCGGACGAGUGGCGCUUCUCGCGCAUGGAGGACCAGUUCGAGGAGCAGUUCAGGAACCUGGAGCGCACGGGGCUCGGCGUCGUCUACGUCGCCUCCGGGAACCAGACCGUGGUCGACGUCUUCGCCCAGAGACUGCACGAGCGCCUCGCCGCCGGGCCGGGUCCCGAGAAGAAGAAGAGAGACGUCCAGGUCGUGACCAAGCACGACCUGCUCCGGGGGCCCGACAGGCGGCGGCUCGACGGCCUCACCUUCGACCAGCAGGCCCUGGUGGACUUUCUGGUCAUGUUCAGGGCGAGCGCCUUCAUGGGCGUCGCGCACUCCAGCUUCCCGUGGACGAUUGCUCUGCGGAGGCACGAGCUGAGCGAGUACGCCGACUACGGGAACGAGGGUUCGGACUUGCUGCGGGACGAGUACAGCAUCAUCAUGGGCAUGGAGGCCGACUAUCCCUAUGUUGACCCCUUUGUGUAUGGAUUAUGGCCAUAG